Messenger RNA from Verticillium dahliae VdLs.17, 1968 nucleotides. RefSeq names its product fungal specific transcription factor domain-containing protein. The record is from RefSeq and is a predicted model, not a curated record. The coding region runs from base 1 to 1968 and encodes 655 amino acids. Gene Ontology annotation, biological process: DNA-templated transcription; positive regulation of transcription from RNA polymerase II promoter by galactose. Gene Ontology annotation, cellular component: nucleus. The transcript has 8 exons. Lineage: Eukaryota; Fungi; Ascomycota; Sordariomycetes; Glomerellales; Plectosphaerellaceae. Gene Ontology annotation, molecular function: DNA-binding transcription factor activity, RNA polymerase II-specific; zinc ion binding; RNA polymerase II cis-regulatory region sequence-specific DNA binding.
AUGCGAUGGCAAUAUUCCCUGCAGCUACUGUACUCGCCGGCAACGGGCCUCAACGUGCCAUUAUUCCCCCCAGCACCGCCGACGCACGCAGGUGGCCCGGACGACAGUCACGCCAUCGCCGUCCGCCCCUGGUCGCCGGGCCCGAGGUCGUCGUACAGUCGUCAGCAAAGCCAUACCGCCACGCCAACGCCUCGAGUCGACACUUCACAAGAGGCCGCCGAUGACGAGACUGAAGUUCCACGAGAGGCCCGGCUCCUGAGAGACGCACAAGGAAAGCUCAUCUUCAUUGGCGAUUGCGCGCCACUGUCCUUCUUUCAGACUGUGCGGCAGCUUGUAUCGAGUCGCGUUGAUGCCAAUGCCUUCGCUCAACAUGUGAAUCGUUUCUCUGGUAGCGACAGCGCCAAUUCCAAGCCGUCGCACUGUCAGGGCUCCGGCACACUGCCCGUACUGCACCGCGAUACGAUACCUACUGCCGUUGCUGCCUACUCAUCCGUGACGAGCGGUAUUGUUGAUUUAUUUUGCCACACAAGAGUUCGUGAUGACAUUGCUCUGUGGGCCAGUCAAACUGAGCGGCACGAUGUCUCAUCUGCUGUGCACUUUUUGGUACUGGCCAUUGGCUACCAAGCCACACAUGAAGACCUCGCCGUGACGUACUUUGACCAUGCUCGGAAUAUUGCCCUUGCCAACCUCACCGGUAACCUGACAGUAUCGACAAUCCAAGCCUUCGUCCUCAUCACAGUGUUCAUGCUUGGUUCUUGUCAAACCAACGGCGCGUUCCUCUUUUGCGGUAUCGCUGUGCGCGCUGCAUAUUCCAUUGGGGUCCACCGUACGGAAAUCAACACGCGCUUUGGGCCUGAAACUCAGCGCCAACGUGACCGCCUAUGGAAGAGCAUGCGCAUCUUGGACCUUUUCCUCAGCACAUCUAUGGGACGACCACCCGCGACUUCUGACGUCGACUGUACUGUCUCGUAUUCGGCGCCGGAUGAAGACGGCCAGGAGGCCUUCGAUAUAUUGAACUCUUCUGUGCAAAUAUUCUUGAUCGCCGAAGAGAUCGUCGUCGAAGUAUACUCGCGCAAAAAGAUAUCUUACCAAUUGACCGAGGGCAUUUCUCGACGACUUCGCGACUGGUCCAUCAGGUGGCUGCCUAAAUUGAAGCACGUUAUCGCCAGCCCACCAGCAGAAGGCAACGGAACGGAAGUCACAGGCGCAUCUGUCAUACUGGUGUCGCGUCCUUUCUUGAUGUAUGAGCUACACAAGCGCCUUUCCGACAGCCGGGCGGGGCAACCAACCACGCAGUCAGGCCUUUCCUCAGGCAAAUCGAAGCUCGCAGAUGCCUGUAUCGAUGCCGCUAGCUUCAUGGUAGAGCCAGUGGCUGAGCUUAUUGACAAGGGGUAUCUCCAAGGCCAUGUUCCUCUGGUGGUAUCCUGGCUGUUUGCCUCUUCCCUCGUACUUGGUAUAGGACUCCUCGGGUCUUUUGGUCGCAUCCUUGAAAAAUACAGCCGAAGAUCAAUCCAAGCCCUGGAGCAUUUCGCCAAACACGACACGAAUGCUGGGCAGUACGCCCUCAUCGCCAAAUCUCUCCUUUCAUCUGCGCUUGAGUACUUGGAGAAGAAAGAACUCAACGAGCGGAUUCAGCGAACGGAAAGCUCAUCACAGCUGUUUGGUCUUGUUCCACGCGAAGGCCAAGAGGCCCUGCCGCAGCAGUCGUACUCUCAGUCGGUCUCGGAUCGUCGCAACUCGCCGGCUCGAAACUCUGGGGCCUCCGGCUAUCUCGGCCUCGGAACGCCACCUUUCGGUGAUAUUUAUACGGGAUUCCUGGGCAUGUCGGACUCUUUGCCCCAGACACCAAAUCAUUCGGCGUUUCUCGAAGGGAGAAUGGAUACUGGUGGGGAACCCGGUUUUGGUGAUCUCAAUCUCUUCCAGCUGCUGGACGGAGAAGGACACAUCGACCUUGGAUCAUUCAUGUGA